Owenia fusiformis is the source of this 1539-nucleotide messenger RNA. The record is from the annotation of a GenBank genome assembly. Lineage: Eukaryota; Metazoa; Annelida; Polychaeta; Sabellida; Oweniidae.
UAUGACUGCUGUUUAUUUUUGAGGAAGUGAAUAAAAGUAGCCAAUCAACAGCCUUGUAACAAAACUUCAUUUUCAAUUAAUUCAUUAGCUAAUUAAUAAAUUUAGAAUCACACCUUAAAUGGGAUUAAUAGUAUAACUAAGAGAAUUAUGAUACCUAAUUUAGCAAAAAAGUGUGUAUGAAUUUAAUGUAGAGACUUGAAAUAGAUCACUUCCGCAUUUUUUAAAGAAAAGUUGUUCUCACUUUGGAUCUCUUUUUGUCUUGCAAUUUGAUAUUAUACCAUGUCUUGGGGUGGUCAGCAAGGUUAUGGAAGACCUGGAGCUCCACCACAAGGUCAGUAUGGAGCUGCCCCUCCUGGCCAGUAUGGGGCACCACCUGCUGGGCAGUAUGGAGCACCCCCUGCUGGACAACAUGGAGUGCCACCUGCUGGUCAAUAUGGAGCGCCACCUGCUGGACGAUAUGGGGCGCCCCCUCAGGGACAGUAUGGAGCACCCCCUGCUGGACAAUAUGGAGCUCCUCCUGCUGGUCAAUAUGGAGCAAGUGCUCCUCCGCAAAAUCAGUAUGGAGCACAAUCUGCACCAUAUGGAGCUAAUCCAGAGCUUUGGCAUUGGUUUCAGACAGUUGAUGCUGACAGGUCAGGAAAGAUAACUGCAAUAGAAUUGCAGCAAGCUUUGCUCAAUGGCAAUUGGUCACAUUUUAACCCAGAGACGUGUCGCUUAAUGAUUGGGAUGUUUGAUAAAGAUAGGAAUGGUACCAUAGAUUUCAAUGAAUUCUCAGCACUCUGGAAAUACAUUCAAGAAUGGAAAACAACUUUUGAUAGAUUUGACAGGGAUAGGUCUGGCAACAUAGACUGUAAUGAACUACAAACUGCCUUAAAAUCAUUUGGUUACAACAUAUCACCUCAGAUGUGUCAGCUCAUGGUACGAGUAUUUGAUCGUGAACACAGAAAUGUCAUGAAGUUCGAUGACUUUAUCCAGUCGUGUGUGUUGCUUGCAAAUCUUACAAAUAAAUUUCAAAAGAGAGAUACAAACCGUAAUGGCUGGGUAGAAAUAGGUUAUGAAGAGUUCCUCACCAUGGCAUUGGACCACUGAUGUACUUUCUACACGGGCAUUUGAUAGAUAUUAUGUUGGACUUCACGUUGCCUAGUGUAUCAACAAAGAAACAAAGAUCAUUGUGAUGAUACACUCAAUUGUGCAAUCAUCAUCAGUUCCACAUAUUGUGAUGUCAUCAACUCUCAUAUAAAUAAGAUCAGAGAAUAGACAGUGGUAUUCAGUCACUGCUCUGUAUAAUAUUAAGGACAUAUUACAUUAUUAUGUACACCCUUGAUGAGAAAGUUGGAAGAAACACUCACUACAUUAAAGCAUUAAGGAUAGAAUUGGAUAAGUAAAGACCUCAAAAUAUAAUAGACAUGAACUGGCGAUACCAAACAACGGGAAUGACAUCUUAUGUGUAUCAUUGUUCCAUAUCUGUUUCCUAUAGUUGAAAUACAUGUAUAUCACACCUGUCAGCUACUUCUAAUCAAUAUCAAAAAUGGAUCACUU